UCUCUCUCUCUCUCUGUCUGUCUCAAAACUUUCAACAAUGCCUCGAUUGGGAACGGAAACGGCUCUUCUCAGGCAUGUAUUCCGAUCACAAUGUGUUUUUUUAAUACUGUGUAUGGUGUGGUGCAGCCCCCCGGACGAUCCCAUCAAGUGUUCAGCUCAGACCAGUAAUUGCACUAUCACCAAUUCCUAUGGUGCUUUCCCCGACCGAAGCGUAUGUCAAGCGGCGGAGACGGUGUACCCAACCUCGGAGAAAGAGCUGGUGGCCGUAGUGGCGAAGGCCACGAUGAGCAAGAGAAAGAUGAAGGUAGCAACUCGUUACUCUCACAGCAUACCCAAACUGGUUUGUCCCGACGGUGAGGAGGGUUUGCUCAUAACCACCAAAUAUCUCAACCAUACGUUGGAGGUGGAUGCGGCGAAGAUGACGAUGAAGGUGGAAAGUGGUGUGACCCUUCGGGAGUUGAUUAACCAAGCAGCCAAGGCCGGGUUGGCUCUGCCUUAUGCGCCUUACUGGUGGGGUUUGACGGUUGGUGGCCUUCUUGGCACCGGUGCGCAUGGUAGCUCUUUAUGGGGGAAAGGAAGUUCUGUUCAUGACCACGUAAUCGGACUUCGGAUCGUCACUCCUGCCGGACCUGAGGAUGGCUACGCAAAGGUCCGAGUUCUCAAUAACAGCCACCCUGACAUGGAUGCCGCCAAGGUCUCGCUUGGAGUCCUUGGAGUUAUUUCACAGAUAACUUUCCAAUUACAACCUAUAUUCAAACGGUCCAUCACGAAUUUGGUGAAGAACGACUCGGACUUGGCAGAUGAAGCUGUUAGGUUUGGCAAUCAACACGAGUUUGCAGACAUGACAUGGUAUCCCAGUCAAGGUAAGGUGAUCUACCGAAUCGAUGACAGGGUCUCCACCAAUCUCUCUGGUAACGGACUGAACGAUUUCAUCGGCUUUCGCUCCACACUCUCUCUUUCUUUGGCACUCGUAAGAUCUUCAGAGGAGAUACAAGAAUCAACAAAGAAUGCAGAUGGCAAGUGUAUCAGUUCGAAGAUAACAACUUCCACAUUGAUGGGUGGUGGUUUCGGGCUAACAAAUGACGGAGUGUCGUUUAAGGGGUAUCCAGUGAUCGGAUAUCACAACCGGCUGCAAGCAUCGGGGAGCUGCCUUGAUAGCCCACGGGAUUCUCACAUCACAGCUUGUCCAUGGGAUCCCAAAGUGAAGAGUCAAUUCUUUCAUCAAACAACCGUGAGCAUUGGCUUGUCCAAUGUAAAGAAUUUCAUACAAGACGUGCAAGAGCUAAUCGCUCUAGAGCCCAAGGCCAUGUGUGGAUUGGAGCUGUACGAUGGCAUCUUAAUGCGAUAUGUGAAGGCAUCAAGCGCCUAUCUGGGUAAACAAGAGGAUGCAAUUGACUUUGACAUGACAUAUUAUCGAAGCAAAAACCCAUUGACUCCAAGGCUUUUCGAGGAUAUAUACGAAGAAGUGGAGCAGAUGGCAUUGUUCAAGUAUGGAGGAUUGCCGCACUGGGGGAAGAAUCGGAAUGUAGCAUUCGAUGGUGCAAUUAAAAAGUAUCACAACUCCCGAGAAUUCUUGAGGGUGAAAGAGGCGUAUGAUCCCUUGGGACUCUUCUCUAGUCAAUGGACGGAUCAAGUUCUUGGAUUACAAACCGGGGUUACCAUAAUCAAGGAGGGUUGUGCCCUGGAAGGCUUGUGUAUAUGCUCUCAGGAUAUCCACUGCGCCCCAGAUAAGGGCUACUUCUGUCGACCAGGCAGGGUGUAUAAGGACGCACGGGUCUGCACACGUUUGACGUCUCACAACAACAUGCCAUUGCAGUUAUAAUUAAUAAUAAAUAAUGGGCAUAUAUUUCGUACAUUUAUUAAUAAUAAUAAUAAUAGUAUGUUGUAUGGACCACCAAUUAAACUGUUGAUUUGAUACCAAGGCCUUCUAGUAAUUCCCAUGCUUUAGAUGAAUCAAUAGUA
Molecule: messenger RNA, 1962 nt
Organism: Nelumbo nucifera (sacred lotus)
Lineage: Eukaryota; Viridiplantae; Streptophyta; Magnoliopsida; Proteales; Nelumbonaceae
Product: putative L-gulonolactone oxidase 6
Cellular component (GO): membrane
Molecular function (GO): FAD binding; D-arabinono-1,4-lactone oxidase activity
Source: RefSeq, a predicted model, not a curated record